AUGACCAGUCUGCUCCUCCUCCUCCUCCUCUGCUGGAGGUGGACACUCCUGACACGCCAAGACCCUUGGGAAUUCACGAUCUGGAGGAAAAUCGAGAUCGGCCACGUCCGGUCGGACGUGGAGCAAGAGAGGGGUGGCAACUCACCACCGCCUUUGAAAGCAGUCGAGUCUCUGGCUCAUAUGUACCAGCUUUCGACUUUUGUACGCCCAGUCCACCUGGCCGAUCCAGCUGAAGCGCAGGUGGAAGCUGAAAUGGUUGCUAUUUAUCACGAGAUCAUGCCAUGGUUUGAGUACAUUAAAGCAUACGCCGAAACACAUAAAGACUAUAGUGUCCAUGAUGCGAUCAACGUGCUCGCGAGAGUCAGAGGAGAAGACAAGCUGGUAGCAUUUUUAUUUCGGGUGCGAAAGUUCGAUCAUUUGAAGCGGCUCGCUGACAGAUUGCAAAGCGCUCUUGCUGAGAAGAAGCCAGACAAUGUACGGCUGAUCAUGGAUAUGUGUCUGCGGGCUGAGGUGGAUCCGGAACAAGUCUUCUUCAUGAUGCCCAUCGCGGAGGAGAUUCGUACACGUGGCGUUAAUGACCGCGAGAGGUGGCCCGAGAUGCAUCGCAAGUUCGAGCAGUGGAUGGUGUACACUUGGGAGUUUAGAAGUCACGUACGUGCUGGGCAGCGCCAAAGGCGUUGGGAUAGGGAGAUGGUCGACGAUUCGGUACUUCAAAAUCUCGCACAUGCGGUGCUCGAGCCUCUCGUGAAACACAGUGAACCAGAAUACCUGGUAGAGUUCCUUGAAUAUCUUCGCGUCGAGAAAGGUAUGCACAUCUUUGGUUCGAAGAUGCAGCAGUUAUUGCUUGCCAAGCACCCGGCUACGAUUGAAACACUGAUGUUUGAUGUGUGGGCAAAUUCGGGCAUGAGUCCUCAAGACGUGUACCAGUCACUGCCCAUUGCAUCGUUGAGUGUCGUAAUGAUUGAUGAUACGACGGUCAAAUUAGCACCGGUUAACAUGCACGCUGCAUCGGAGGGUCACAAUUUUUUCGCUACUAUGAUGGACAAGAUACCGCUAGUCGACAUUAUCAAGAAACUCAAUCAGUUGUUCAAGUUCGUGGACGUCUACCGAGUUCAUCAUAGCUUUGAUGACGAGAAAGUAGUUGGUCUACUGCUUCAUUCCAAACCUGCGCCAGAAGCUCACGCUUAUCUUCUCUUUCUUGAAGAACAACCAGGCCGGAAGGAGCAAGCAGCUCAACUGCUAGGAAUUUUGCGUGGCUUGUAUUCGCCUCUCCAGUACGAAGAGAUGAACAUCCUCGCAUGGAAGAUUCGUUGGGUGCUGCUCGAAGAUUCGAUAGCUGACAAAUAUCACGGUUUGUAA
Peronospora matthiolae is the source of this 1359-nucleotide messenger RNA. Lineage: Eukaryota; Oomycota; Peronosporomycetes; Peronosporales; Peronosporaceae. The record is from the annotation of a GenBank genome assembly.